UAUUCUUAGGUUGGUAUUGUUGAUGACUUUGUGGGCUUGUUGCCUCAUUUAUUGUGAUUUGUCUUGCUGACAUGUGUGUGGUGUUGGGCUUGUUGCUUAUUUGCUAUGUUGUAGUUCUCUCACUUAUCUUGUCAUUUAUCACUGAUAAUGGAAGAAUUGGAUUCGGUAUUGUUAUUGUGAUGUGUGCUCAUGUAGAGGCACGAAUGAGAUUUGAUAUGAUUACACUUGAUAUUGAUAUCAUGCAUAGCAUUCAUACUCAUUUUUACAUGAUACAUGGAUAUGCACUAUGAUUGAUACUAAUGAUGAUAAGUGAAGAAGAGAAACAUCCGAGGCUUCUUAUGUUGGUGUUUGCUACAUACAUAUUUCAUAUGGUAUCUCUGAGAUCUAUUUUGCUUUAUUUUUUGUGACCAGUCAUUAGCUCAGAAACUGGAACAGAGGAUUGAGCUUAUGCUCCCCUUCGCUUUAUAAUUUUUGAUUUUUUGAUAUAAAGGUCAUACCACCAUACGACGACAAAUUUACAAAACACACACACAUAACUAAUUUCUGAUUUUAAUACCAGUGUAUAUCUCAACAAUUAAUCUCCCCCCUUACCCUCAUAGCCAUGCCUGAUGCAUCUAUAACACUUUGAUUUCAUUCCUUAGAUGAAAUAAAUAAUUAUUUUAGAAUAAAUAAUAUAUCUAAAUAUAUGAUUAAUGAUAUAUAUUGCAAUAAUAACGUGCUGUAAUAACUUAAAAUUGUGAUUGUUAAUGUAGAAAUUUGUGAUCCCUUGGAUGACUGUAGUAACUAAAAUUGUUACUCCAAACUACUGUUUUCAUGAUUGGUACAAUUAGAGAAGAAUCGAGAAUUUGAAAUUUAUAAAUUUUAUAAAAAUAUCAAAUUAAUAUAUAAUAAUAAUUAAAUUUACAACGAAAUAUUUAAAAAUAUUUAGCAAAAAAUUUGGAUUUUCAUGAACUCCCACUAUAUGUGCUAAAUUAGCCAGUGGGUACAACCACGCAACAAAGUACAAUUAAACUUGAAUGCUGGAGAAGAAAGAAAGAAACAAACUUAAAAUCAACACCUUGUCCAAAAGAAGUAUAUUAAAGCCAUUGCAAAUCCCUUUAACUCCUCAUUACCAUACACACUAAACAAAUCAUAAAAAAUCAUUUUCCUUUCUCUUUCUCCCAAAUCCACCACCACCACCAGCCCAAUCUUGAUAUAGAUGCCAAUAUUUCCACUACAAGCUGAUCCUCUCCGCCACAGACGGGGGCACCGGCAUCGUAGCAGAAAUUAAAUUAUGGAUCAUAGUAACAUCCAAACACCCCCACCUUCCACCACCUUAAAUAUCUAUAAUUAAGGAGUUAACUAAUACUAGAAUUAUGUAAAUACUAAUUUCACUUGAACAAUGACACUUCAAAAUAAAUAUAAACUUUCAAUUCUAAUUCUGGUCAUUCUUAGGAAUAAUUUUACGUUAAAUUAUAGACCGAUAGUUGAGGAUUUCUAAGGGACAGUUUCUUUCUUUAUAGAGUUAGUUAUACGAUCGACAUUUAUCAUUUUCAGGAAGCUAUAUUUAAUUUUAUAGCUCAAACACAAAUCUUAAAUUACUUUAUUACUCAUUAAGACAGAAUACAGGCGCAAAGCGCGUACUCUAAAACUAGUACUAGUAUAUAUUUCAACAAUCAUCCGCUUACGCACAUAAUCAUGCAUAAUAUAAAUACAUGAUUAAUGAUAUUUCAUAAUAACGUGCUGUAACAGCUUAUUGUAGAAUUUUGUUAUACGUUGGAUGACUAUAGUAACUCAAGUUAUUUCUCCAAACUACCGUUUUCAUGAUUGGUACAAUCACACGCAACAACUACAAUUAAACUUGUAUGGUGGAGAAGAAAGAGAGAACAAACUAAAAAUCAAUACCAAUCAAAAAAAAUAAUGGUCCAAAAGAAGGUAAACUAAACCAAAACAAAUCCCCCUAACUCCUCACCACCAUACACACCAAACAAAUCACAAAAACUCAUUGUUCCAUUAUUUUUCUCCCAAACCUCUACCACCACCACCCCACCUUGAUGUAGAUGUCAAUAUUUCCACUACAAGCUGGUCGUCUCCGCCACGGAUGACAGCACCGGCAUCGUAGCAGAAAUUAAAUUAUGGAUCAUAGUAACAUCCAAACACCACCACCAUCCUCAACCAUAACCACAGAUCGUAAUUCUUCCCUUUCUUCUUCCCAACCUCUUUCACCUUCCCCUAACACCAAUCAUAUUCUUGAAAUAACUCUCAUUUCAGCGCAAGAUUUAUCUCCUGUUUGCAAAAACCUUCGUACAUAUGCCCUAACUUGGGUAAACCCUAAUCGAAAACGCACCACCAAAGUGGACAAUAAAGGAAACACCAACCCUAAUUGGAAUGACAAGUUUUCUUUUCGUAUAGAUGAUGGAUUUCUCAAUUCUGAGUCUUCUGCCGUGCAUGUUGAGAUUUAUACGGUUUCUUGGUUUCGUGAUAUUCUUGUAGGCACUAUUAAAGUUCUUCUUGAUAAUCUCAUCAACCCUUUUGAUAAAAGAAAGAAAUUUGUUGCUCUUCAAAUACGUAGACCUAACGGUAACCCUCAAGGAAUACUUAAUAUGGGUGUGGCUCUUAUUGACAAGUCCAAACGUAGCAUGCCGUUGUUCAAUGAAAUUACUCCUUUGUCAUUGGAUCAUAGAGACAUUUUAGACAGAAAAAUAAAUGAUAUUAAUGCUCAAGACCAAAUGAUCAACAAGAACAAUAAUCAAGACAAUGACGAGACAUUGCAAAUAAGUAAUAAAAUUCAGCUAUGGCAAUCACAAAGCCUAGGAUAUUCUGAUGUCAACAACAACGGAGAAUUUCCUAACCAAGCGGGGUCAAUUUUUAAUGGGUCGAUGGCAAACGGGUCAAUAGUGAACGGGUCGGAGCUAUGCUCCGAUAUCGGCCCGUCCGCUUCCAUUGUGGCGGCGGAGAUAGCAAAGAAACUGCAUCCCAUGCCACCACCACAACGGCUGCCAUCAAAAGCGAUGGCACUCGAUGAUGCAGAGAGUUCCAUACUGGAAGAGCUCUCUGCAGAGGAAGCGUAUGCUAAAGCGGAGGCAGUGGCGCCAGUGGAGAAAUCUCAACGAGGAAGCAACGGCGGUGGCAGACACACACGGCGGAACAUGGACGGAGGAUUGUAUUCAUGUUUUGGGAAUGCAUAUUGUUUUGAGUUCACAAUUGUUUGUGGGGCGAAUAAUAACAACAACAACAAUCAAGGGACUCGUAGUGUUAAUAAUAACAGUAAUAAUAGUGCUGGCAAGAGCAAGAAGAAGUUGUCUACGGAGACAAAUUCAGCUUAAAUGUUGUACGUGCAUGCCCUUUUUGUAUACUAAAGUAUUGCUACGCCUAUUUUAUAUGUCAAGCCAGUAAAUAGCCUAAAUAGUGAGGGAAAA
Molecule: messenger RNA, 3398 nt
Organism: Lycium ferocissimum
Lineage: Eukaryota; Viridiplantae; Streptophyta; Magnoliopsida; Solanales; Solanaceae
Exons: 1
Coding region: 2115-3305 (396 amino acids)
Biological process (GO): defense response
Source: RefSeq, a predicted model, not a curated record